Eimeria maxima is the source of this 633-nucleotide messenger RNA. RefSeq lists its product as hypothetical. Bases 1 to 633 code for a protein of 210 amino acids. The transcript is spliced from 4 exons. NCBI's taxonomy places the organism in Eukaryota, Apicomplexa, Conoidasida, Eucoccidiorida, Eimeriidae. The record is from RefSeq and is a predicted model, not a curated record.
AUGACAGUGUAUAGGUUGUGUAUUUGCCCCACACGUGCUGCUGCUAUCCUCAGCAGCAGUAGUAGUAGCAGUAGCAGCAGCAACAGCAGCAGCAGCUGCAGCAGCAGCAGCAGUAGCAGCAGCACAGCAACAAGUAGAGAGAGCAGCAGCGCCCCUUACCUGGAGCGACAGCAGCAGCAGCAGCAGCUGCUGCGGCGGCGACAGCAGCAGCAGCAGCUGCAGCAGCAGCAGCAGGAGAGUUUUAAUGGGCCAGAAGCCUUAGUUAUAUCCUUAGUCGUUAGCAGCAGCAGCAGCAGCAACAACAGCAGCAGCAGCAGCAGCACGACGGAGCGUAGCAGCAACAGCAGCAACAGCAGCAGCAGCAGCAGCAGCAAAUAUAUCCCAAUCAGCAGCAACUCCACCUCUCUGCUGUCUCUGCUGCUAAUCAUCUUGUCUAGCAGCAGCAAACUUUCUGUUAGGGGGGCCCCCCACUGCAGCAGCAACAGCAGCCCGUCUUCUUCUCCCCUGCCGCAGCAGCGGCUGCUGCUGCUCCAGCAGCAGCAGCAGCAGCAGCCCCAGCAGCAGCAACAGCAGCAGUAUACCCAGCUGCAGCCGCUAACGCAGCAACAACCGCAACUGCAGCAGCUGCCCUAG